AUGGAUAACUAUCUGCGCCAUUGGAGAGAGGUCGCGCAAGGUGUGGUGUCUUGCGUCAGGCGCACCAUCAGCGAAUGGGCUAUGGAUGGGUUCAUUUAUCGGGUGUCCCGCGAGAAGAGAGUGAUAGGAGUCUUCAAGAGCAGCAAGAGAGUCCAUAUAAACAAUAGGCCAACAGGAAAUUCAAAUUUUGUAUUUUUUUUUAAAUGUCAAGUUUUCAACGCAUUGAAGAGGAAAACAAUCAACAUUUGUUCACCAUCAUCUGUUAAUUAA
This is a messenger RNA of Nezara viridula (southern green stink bug), 270 nucleotides long. NCBI's taxonomy places the organism in Eukaryota, Metazoa, Arthropoda, Insecta, Hemiptera, Pentatomidae. The record is from the annotation of a GenBank genome assembly.